GUGUCUGCGCGCGCGCGGCUUGUCCCUCCGUCGCCGGUGGCCGAAAGAAACGGCGUCGGCGCCCGAGAGCUGCUCUCCGUCCCCCGCCUCCUCUCGUCUCCUCUCCGCAGCAGCGUCGCCUCCGUCGGCGCGAUGUCCGCGAACAGGAACCUGAAGCAAGUGAGGAUUGAGAACAGCUCCCCGGCGGCUGCCCCGCCGAUUAGCAUGGUGGGCGGCGGCAGCAUGAAAGGGCUGCGCGGUCUGGAGCCUCCGCCGGACAACGAAGCGGCGGCGGCGGCAGCCAUGGUGAUGGUGAAGGAGGAAGAGGAGCAGGGCGGCGGCGGCGGCUUCACCGUCGACAUCAAGAGCUUCCUGAAGCCCGGCGAGAAGAGCUACACGCAGCGGUGCCGCCUCUUCGUGGGGAACCUGCCCACCGACAUCACCGAGGAGGACUUCAAGCGCCUCUUCGAGCGCUACGGGGAGCCCAGCGAGGUCUUCAUUAACCGGGACCGCGGCUUCGGCUUCAUCCGGCUGGAAUCCAGGACACUAGCUGAAAUUGCAAAAGCAGAACUCGAUGGAACUAUUUUGAAGAGCAGACCACUUCGAAUUCGUUUUGCUACUCAUGGAGCUGCUUUAACAGUAAAGAAUCUUUCACCUGUUGUUUCCAAUGAGCUUCUGGAACAAGCUUUCUCUCAAUUUGGCCCUGUGGAAAGAGCUGUUGUUGUAGUAGAUGAUCGUGGUAGAGCAACUGGGAAAGGUUUUGUAGAGUUUGCUGCAAAACCCCCAGCACGUAAAGCUCUAGAAAGAUGCAAUGAUGGAGCAUUCCUGCUGACAACAACCCCUCGACCAGUAAUUGUAGAACCUAUGGAGCAAUUUGAUGAUGAAGAUGGGCUGCCUGAGAAAUUAAUGCAAAAAACACAACAAUAUCAUAAGGAAAGAGAACAGCCACCACGUUUUGCUCAACCUGGAACAUUUGAAUUUGAGUAUGCUUCACGAUGGAAGGCUCUAGAUGAAAUGGAAAAGCAACAGCGGGAACAAGUUGAUAGAAACAUUAGAGAAGCUAAGGAGAAACUGGAGGCAGAGAUGGAAGCAGCUCGACAUGAGCACCAGUUAAUGCUGAUGAGACAAGAUCUUAUGAGGCGUCAGGAAGAAUUGAGACGUUUGGAAGAACUUAGAAAUCAAGAGCUACAGAAACGAAAGCAAAUACAAUUGAGACAUGAAGAAGAACAUAGGCGCCGUGAAGAAGAGAUGUUGCGCCAAGAGGAAUUGAGAAGACAGCAGGAAGGAGGAUUUAAGUCCAAUUUCAUGGAUAAUAGAGAACAGGAAAUGAGAAUGGGUGAUAUGGGUCCUCGUGGAGCAUUAAACAUGGGAGAUGCCUUUAGCCCAGCACCUGCUGGAAACCAAGGUCCUCCUCCUCCACCUCCAAUGAUGGGCCUGAAUAUGAACAACAGAGGAACAAUGCCUGGCCCUGCAAUGGGUCCUGGUCCUGCCUUGGGACCAGAAGGAGCUGCAAACAUUGGAGCCCCAAUGAUGCCAGAUAAUGGAACUGUGCAUUCUGAAAGAUUCCCGCAAGGAGGCCCACCACAAAUGGGUUCUCCUAUGGUUAGCAGGGCAGGCUCUGAAACUCCUCAGCCAGCUAUGGGUGGUGUAGGUGCCGUCAGUGGUGGACCCGGUGGCUUUGGUAGAGGAAACCCUGGGGGCAGCUUUGAAGGACCUAACAAGCGUCGCAGAUACUGAAAUUUAUUUCUUACUUCUGAGAAAAUUGAUUGACUGUCUGGUGUUAUGCCUUUAUAAUUUUAGCUGUUACCUUGAAAACGGUUUUAUUGUUAAUGUAGUCAUCAAACUUUUUUGGGGGGGUGGGAGAGUAAAACUUACUUUUUUUGUAUUCAGUCUUAGGCUUUAACGUAGAGCAGAAAUAAUGUGCUUCAUUUUGCAUGUCUGAUGUUUGUGACUUCAGCAAAAUAAAAUGUGACCAUGCUGUGAAAUUUGUGAGUUCCAUACUUACAAUAAAAUAUAAUACAGAUCUGCUUAAAUGAUUUUGAAACAUUGUUAUGAAUACUGUCCUUAACUUUAAUUGUACGCAUAGAUUUUCGUUUUUCUUCAUAAAGCCUAUCUUCUGAAAAUUAAAUGCUUUAUAGAUUGUAACUGUAUGCAAAUGAAAGUGCAGCUUACAACUCAUAGAGCAAAUGUUGAGGCUUGUGCAACUUGAGAAAAUCUGAAACAUUCAGUAAGACUUUAUAGAUCUGUUUUAAAAAGUUCUCACCAACAUGUACAAACCUAGUUGCAAUGGGAAUGUCAUAAUAAUGUAUCCUGUGUUCAGCUUUCAAAUAAACACUUUGAGUCUUGAAAAAUC
Lacerta agilis (Sand lizard) is the source of this 2332-nucleotide messenger RNA. It is a transcript of the gene PSPC1, whose product is annotated as paraspeckle component 1. Gene Ontology annotation, cellular component: nucleus. Bases 133 to 1716 code for a protein of 527 amino acids. Gene Ontology annotation, biological process: regulation of DNA-templated transcription. The record is from RefSeq and is a predicted model, not a curated record. The transcript has 9 exons. NCBI's taxonomy places the organism in Eukaryota, Metazoa, Chordata, Lepidosauria, Squamata, Lacertidae. Gene Ontology annotation, molecular function: RNA binding.